AUUAAUUAGGCUUAAUAAAUUCGUGUCACAGUUUACAGGCGGAAUCUAUAAUUUAUUUUGUUAUUAGUUUACAUUUAAUACUUCAAAUGUGUGUCCGUAUACUUCAAAAACUUUACACCCAAAGAACUAAACACACCCUUGGUUGCUGAGUUUCUUCGACGAUCUAAGCAAUUUCCAAAAUGGUCUUAUUCCCUUCACUGUUUAGUCUUGGGAUUUUGGAACACAGUCACACUGCAUUUUUGUACCAGCAUCACUCCAUAUUUUUAUUACUUUAUCCCAGCCAAACAUCCACUUUAUUUUCUUAUAUUCCAAAGGGGACAAACGAGGCAAAGGAAAAGAAAUAACAGCGCCGGCAGAGGGAAAUGAAAAGAAAAGGGGUAGUGGACGAGAGAGCAGGAGCAGUGGUGGCAAUGGCACCAAAGGCAAAGAAGGCCCCAAUUCCCAACCACCGCCACCUCCCUCCUCCUCAUCAAGCAUUCAGGCUCUCCUAUCCCAAAAUGCUUUGCUUUCCAAGCAAGCACACUCCCUCUCUGCUUUGGAGAUUAGCUCUCGUUUCUCUUAGUAGCAGCAGCUGGUGUGGCAGCAUCUCAUCUCAUGAUCUCUGAUUCUUCACGGCUGCUGCUCUCUUCCCAUCUCAUCUCACAUUUCCCAGGGCCACGAAAGAACUGGGUUGUACUGAAGUCCAAGCAGAGCCACCUACCUUCUCUUGCUUCUCUCAUCUCUUGCCACAAUUAUUGGACCGGAAAUUCAUGAAGAUCCUCUGCCGGUGCUAGAACAUGGCAGUCUGGGUAUGGCCUGAGCAGUAAAGAUUUGUUCAUCUUUGUUUAUUGGGAUUUCUUCUUUGUCACCUUCAUCCCUUUAGACUCUCCCCUUUAGACCUCUAGUGUUGCUGCUGUGCUUGUGUAUCCAUGGCGGCAAUGGCCUCUUCUCCCCCUACAACACCAAAUCUCGGUUCGCAGCCUACAUGGGUGCCCUAUGAGCCAACCAGGGAUUGCUCCCAGGGCCUCUGCAGCAUGUACUGCCCGCAGUGGUGCUACUUCAUCUUCCCGCCACCGCCGCCGGCCUUCGACAUCACCGGCUCCAGCUCCGACGACUCCUCCGGCCCAACCUUCUCGCCGCUCGUCAUCGCCAUCAUCGGGGUGCUCGCGAGCGCCUUCCUCCUCGUCAGCUACUACACCAUCAUAUCCAAGUACUGCGGCACCUUCAGCUCCCUCCGGAACAGACUCCUUGGCUCCAGCGCUCACCGCGGCAGCGGCGGCGGCGCCGACGGCGGAGACAAUUCCAGGAGCCAGGAGCCGUGGAGCGUCGCGCUGUCGGACGGGAUGGACGAGACGCUGAUCAACAAGAUCACAGUGUGCAAGUACAGGCGCGGCGACGGCUUCGUGGACAGCACGGACUGCUCCGUCUGCCUCGGCGAGUUCCGCGAAGGCGAGAGCCUCCGGCUGCUGCCCAAGUGCAGCCACGCCUUCCACGUCCCGUGCAUCGACACCUGGCUCAAGUCCCACUCCAACUGCCCGCUCUGCCGCUGCAACAUCGCGUUCGUCACCGUCGGGAUGGUCUCGCCGGAGCCGGAGGCCCGCGUUCCACGGGAGGAUAGGAGAGACAACCACGAGCUGGUCCUGACAAUUGACAACCCGGAGCAUGUGCGCGAGGAGCCACAGAACGUGGUGACCGGUGUCGCCGUCGGCAACGGCGGCCGCAACCACGAGGCGAAGGAUGGUCCGGGGAGGUCGGAAGAUGCAAAUGGCACAGCUGAGAUCAGAGAAGACGGCGCCUUGAUGCCGCCCACAAGGGCGCCGUCGUCGUUGUCAGACACGCACCGUGAAGGCCGGAUGUCCAUUGCCGAUGUCCUGCAGGCGAGCCUGGAAGACGAGCUGAUGGUGGCCAGGGAGAGCGGCCUCCUGGCAGGCUCUUCGGGGUCCUCAAGACGGUGUCACGGGGAGCACAGCAAGGACGGCGGCGGCCGCAGUGGCCGGGCAUUGCCGGACGGCGCGAAUAUGAAGAGAUUGGCGCCGGCCGGGAGAUCAUGCUUCAGCAGCAGGAGUGGCAGAGGAAAGGACUCCGUUCUUCCAAUGUGAGGCAACCAAGGUGGUUCUUUUGACAGGGAAACAUGACAAGAAACUUUUGUGUGUUCUUCCGGUGGAGAUCAAAUGAUCAAUGUGCCGGCUGCAUCUGCGAUGCGCGUAUGGGGAUUUCAUCCUGUUUUGAUCACUUCCCGUGAUGCCCACAUGCUGAAGAAAUCCUUCUCCUGCAAUGCAUGGUGAGUGGUGAGAUCUCCUACAUGUUUCUACUAGAUAACUGUAUAGGGUUUGAGAAGUUUUCCUUUUUCUUUCUUUCUUCCAUGUUGCCACCCCUCUCUAUACAAUUGGGAUCUGCUCCAGAGCAGCCUCUCUGGAUUAGUGAGUUAGGCAUUACUAGAUCAAAGACUCUCCAAGUGAGAAGUGUGACACUUUCAGUUCUUUUUCCACCUCCAUUUUUGUGUGCUUUUGCGUCUACCAUUUUAUCUUCCUAGGUGUCAUUGUGGCACAAUUUGGGGAUUGAAUGAGAACCGUGGCCAAUUCAGCUUGAUCCA
Molecule: messenger RNA, 2572 nt
Organism: Oryza sativa Japonica Group (Japanese rice)
Lineage: Eukaryota; Viridiplantae; Streptophyta; Magnoliopsida; Poales; Poaceae
Product: E3 ubiquitin-protein ligase Os04g0590900-like
Biological process (GO): protein ubiquitination
Molecular function (GO): transferase activity
Source: RefSeq, a predicted model, not a curated record